AUGGCACCCAAGAAGCCCGCUGCGACAGCUGAAGUUGCCCUUGUGCCACUGAAGAACUGCCUUGUGAACCUACCACCAUCGCUUGUCUCUCUGCUAGUCAAUGCAAACACGACUGCACAGAAUGUGAUCAUUGAAUUGCAGUACAAGUCAACUUCUCCCAAUGCCAAUGGAGCUUCUCCGCAGCAGUCAUGCUUCCUCGGUUGGACGGGUAUGCCGAGCAAGCGCAGGCUCGCGCCAGUCGUUGGAAGGGACGGGAUUAGCACCGGGUCGUCCAGAGAGCAGGAAAUAUCUACCGUCGAGCUUGAUACCACCUUUGGGCGACUCCUUGGUCUCGCCGAUGGCCAGAAGGUUGGACUUUUCAUCCAUCUCGACCCGCCAAUUGCACAUACAAUUAACAUUGAGCCGUUGACACCGGAAGACUGGGAGAUCAUCGAACUACACGCCACAUUCCUCGAGCUCAAUCUCCUAUCCCAAAUCCGCGCUCUCCCUAAUCCGACAUAUACUGCGGCGCAAACAAGUCACAUGCACCCGCUCGCAUUACAUCUCUCCCCCACAUCCACCGCCAAUAUUGUGAUUGCACCGGAUGCCGAAGUCAUAGUGGCCCCGAAAGUGAGAUCAAAGACAGGCAAAAGCUCACGGGGUGAUACUCGGAGUGCCUCUGGAAACAGCCGGAAAAGCGCCGGGGGAAGAAGCGGGUCAAGUACAGUUCGCCCCAAAAGUGGCCGAUCGGAUUCGAGCACACGCGGUUCCGUUUAUCUCAGAGGUGUAGACCGCUCGGCAACUACCCAACAUUUCGAUGCUGAAGUAGAGGACGAUGCAAACGAGGGUCUUCGCGUGUGGGUUGAUCCUGACUUGCUAGCAAGUCACGAGCUUCGCGGAGCAACUUGGGCCUGUGUCUCAGUUGUUCAACCAUCGGGUCUCAAGCCCCCACCAGAUCCUCAGCAGCAGCUGGCUCAGGCCGAACAGCAAAAGGCCAAUGAUGCGGGAUCUCCUUCCACCAAGCUCGUUGCAAAAUUGCUUCCGUGGGAGGAAGCCCCAGACAACCGGCAUGCGGCGAUGUCCACCUUGUUGUGCACGGCCCUUGGAGCGGAAAAUAUGGUUGGUGGAAUCAUCCGAGUUGAGGCGGCACCCCCACAGCUGCAUCGAUCGGCAGUCAAGACUCUUAAGGUUUAUCCCUUCAUUGGGGAUGCCUCGAAGAAGAAGGAUGGGCUCAAGUUUGGCGCCGAUACUGCAGCGUCUCGGGAUGCCUUGGCAGAGCGCCUCAAGGUCAUCUACGGCAGCACAGGUUCCGAUAUUGGCUUGUUCUCUGGACCUUUAACUGAUGGGGGCUCAGAAGAUACAAAAGCUAUCUUUGGCUGGCUACUAGGCUCAGAAGCCAAAUUGAACCUUGAAGUGCAAGCUGAAAUUCCCAAACCCUUGGACGCUACUUCAUCUAUUCUACCUUUGGAGGAUCCUCUUCCAGAGACAGCCCCCCAAAUGGUUGGCAUCGAUUCCAUAAUUGAGCAGUCGAUGAACAAUCUGACCAAGUCCUCCUCUAUAUUACUCACUGGUGGGCUCGGUGCUGGAAAAACAGCUCUUUCUCAGCUCCUGGCUCAUCGCAUGAGGCGCGAUCAUCUUUCUAAUGUCAAAUAUUUCUCGUGUCGCAAGCUUGUUACAGAUGAGACCCGGAUCUCCAACAUCAAAGAAACAUUGAGCCGCCUUUUCAUGUCCGCAGCAUGGUGCGCGCGCCUUGGUGGCCAGUCAGUCGUAAUUCUCGACGAUCUGGACAAACUUUGCCCCAUGGAGACUGAACUGCAAGUAGGUGGAGACAAUGGUCGCAGUCGUCAAAACAGUGAGGUCAUUUGCUCCAUGGUUCGAGAGUUCUGUGCGUUGAAUUCGUCUGUGGUUCUACUGGCCACCGCUCAGGCGAAGGAAUCACUCAAUAACGUCAUCAUUGGUGGUCAUGUCGUUCGUGAGAUUAUCAACAUGAGAGCUCCCGACAAGGAGGGGCGCCGCAAAGUAUUGGAGAAGCUUACGAGUCAAGACAAGCCCACAGGGAAUGCGAACGGACAUGUCCGAGCCGAGAGCUCUUCUACACAGGACUCCUGGCUAGAUCCUUCAAACCCCGGUAGCCGCCCAAGCUCUUCAGGGGGCGAUGGAUUUGUUAUCGGAAGGGACGUGGAGUACCUGGAGCUGGCUGGCAAGACUGAUGGAUACAUGCCCGGUGAUCUUGUUCUGCUCGUUGCUCGUGCACGCAAUGAAGCCCUCAUCCGCUCUGUCUCUGAUUUGACGUCAACAUCAAAGAUGAUAACCCUUGGGUUAGAGGAUUUUGAAAGUGCCCUAAAAGACUUCACUCCGGCGUCUCUUCGCAACGUCACAUUGACAUCCUCCACCACCACCUUCUCAUCUGUUGGUGGUCUAUUCGAAACUCGCAAGAUGCUCCUGGAAACAUUGCAGUAUCCCACUAAGUAUGCCCCAAUCUUCGCCCAGUGUCCAUUGCGACUGCGAUCUGGCUUGCUUCUCUAUGGUUUCCCAGGUUGUGGUAAGACGAUGCUCGCCAGUGCAGUCGCUGGUGAGUGUGGCUUGAACUUCAUCAGCGUCAAGGGUCCCGAGAUUCUGAACAAGUACAUCGGAGCUAGUGAAAAGAGCGUUCGCGAUCUGUUCGAGCGAGCCCAGGCCGCCCGUCCCUGCGUUCUGUUCUUCGAUGAAUUUGACAGUAUUGCGCCCAAGCGUGGUCAUGACUCAACUGGUGUCACGGAUCGUGUCGUCAAUCAAUUGCUGACACAAAUGGACGGUGCAGAAGGCUUGUCAGGUGUUUAUGUGCUGGCAGCAACAUCGCGCCCUGAUUUGAUUGAUCCUGCCCUCCUACGUCCUGGUCGCCUGGACAAGUCGCUACUUUGUGACAUGCCAAACCAUGAAGACCGUGCUGAUAUUAUUCGCUCGGUGAGCGAGAAGUUGAAGAUGAGCGACGAAGUAGCAUCGCGUCUAGAUGAUAUCGCUGCCCAGACCGAAGGAUUCUCUGGUGCGGACUUGCAGGCAGUUGUCUACAACGCCCACCUAGAGGCAGUCCACGACGCACUGGGCGACCGCACCGCCGACACAGCCAAACCCGGUACCAAAUCCUCCGCCAACUCCGCCAAUGCUUCCUCCAAAUCUUUCAUCCAGUUCCUGUACUCUUCAUCCGAGGAAGCAUCUGGAUCAGUAUCCAUGCCACCUCCUGCAGUAGUCUCUGCUAAAUUAGAAGCCAUCAAGAACUCACGGCGCCGUCAGCGCCAACUUGAGCAAGGAUCUGCAGGCUCGACUGGGCCUGCUCCCGUGGCCAAUGGUCCCGAGCCAGCCGCAGAUGAGCUGCGUGAAGAUAUCAUUGUUCGAUGGGAGCAUGUUGAGCGCUCCUUGAACACCACACGCUCAUCUCUCAGUGCACCAGAGCGAAGACGUCUGCAGGGGAUUUACAGGGAGUUUAUCGCCGGCCGAAAUGGCGAGAUGCCCAAUGGAGAGGCUGCUAAUGAGAUUGGUGGCCGAACUAGUCUGAUGUGA
Molecule: messenger RNA, 3516 nt
Organism: Penicillium brevicompactum
Lineage: Eukaryota; Fungi; Ascomycota; Eurotiomycetes; Eurotiales; Aspergillaceae
Gene: pex1
Product: AAA family ATPase peroxin 1
Exons: 6
Coding region: 1-3516 (1171 amino acids)
Biological process (GO): protein import into peroxisome matrix
Cellular component (GO): cytosol; peroxisome; peroxisomal membrane
Molecular function (GO): ATP binding; ATP hydrolysis activity
Source: RefSeq, a predicted model, not a curated record